AUGGAUUUGGAUCCAGAAAAAAAUAAUAAUAAUAUAAAAGUGGAGGUUAAUAAGCCUAUUAUUAAUUCAAUAACAUCAAUAAAGAGCAAAUUGAUUGCUUUAAAUUCAUCCAAAGAAGUUGAUAGAAGAUUUGAAGAAUUAUGGAAUCCACUACUUCAAUCACCAAGAUCGAAAUGUCCUUAUGAUAUUAUGAAUAUUAUGGAUGAUGACAAAAUUCCUCAAUUAGAGUUUAUAAAAGAUAAUAUAAUUCAUCCAAAUGUGAAAGGACCAAACCUUUUAGAGAAUUUCGCAUGUGCUUGCGCGGAUAAUUGCCAGAAAACAGCUGUGUGUCAGUGUAUGUUGAUCGAUGAGGAAACUCAAGGUGAAGGAUUUCCAUUUGAGAAUGAUAGAUUAUCAAGAUCGGACAUAGGAGCAAUCUAUGAAUGUAAUUCUCGAUGUAAUUGCGAUAUGACUUGUCCAAAUCGGAUCUUUAAAACUAAAGAAAAGGGGUGGGGUGUUAGAACAUUCCAAUUCAUCAAAGAAGGUGAAUUCGUUAUGGAGCAUGUUGGAGAAGUUAUUGAUGCUAAUAUCGCAUCGUUGAGAGCCGUUUGUUAUGAUAAAUUGGAUACUAUGAGUUAUUUUGAUUUGGAUUAUGAUUUUGAUAAAAAAGAAAGGAGACAAGUACUUUCACUAGACUCUAAUUAUUGGUGUGGAAUAAGCCGAUUCCUUAAUCAUUCCUGUAAUGCUAAUUUGAUAACUAUUCCCUUCUUUGUAGAGAAUAAAGACAAGAGAUGGCAAAGAAUAGCUUUUUUUGCACAAAGAGAUAUCAAAGCAUUUACUGAACUUACAUUAGAUUAUAAAAUUGAAACCGAGGAAUUUAUUUGUUAUUGUGGAUCACAAUAUUGUAGAUAUACGAAGAAUAAGAAAAGUAAUUGA
Molecule: messenger RNA, 915 nt
Organism: Funneliformis geosporum
Lineage: Eukaryota; Fungi; Glomeromycota; Glomeromycetes; Glomerales; Glomeraceae
Source: the annotation of a GenBank genome assembly